GGCCGAAGAAGGUAUCGUGUGAGGGUGUGAUAUAUCCUACCGCUAUAAAUACAGCAUACAGCAGCAUCCUUCAGUACUAACACACCUGGAAGAUCUCGCUUGAGAAACUGUAAACCCAUAAUUCACCAUGAGGACGCUAAUGUUUUCUGCUCUUCUCUGCCUAUCAAUUUCUCUAUCAUGGUCAGCAACAGUCCCUGUGGAAGAAAACACUGAGGCUGCUGCUGAAGAAGCCACAUAUAACAACACUGCUGCUGUAGUUGGAAAUGAAGAAGAAUUUACCCCAGUAUUGACGGCUGAAGAUGGAACUGAGGAUGAGCAACUUCAGCAGAGCCGCUUCCUCUACUGUCCCCCUGGCUGGUUCAAGUCCGGGUCACGUUGUUUCAUGUAUGUGAGCUCCCCAAUGAACUGGAUCAAUGCUGAGAAAUUCUGUGUGAACCAGCAGGCAGCACUAGCCUCAGUCCAGAGCCCACAGGAAUACCACUUCCUGCAGGGUCUAGCUCAAGUGGCUGGCAGAUCGACAGCUUGGAUUGGUGGUUUCUACUUCCAGGGUUCAUGGAUGUGGAUUGACAGAGCAGGCUUCUAUUACACAAAUUGGUUGACACAGAACAGUGUAUCAAGCUUCCAGUGCAUUCACAUGAGCUCCUCAAGUGGCUGGUCAAACGGGAAUUGUGCAUCCGCAUUGUCAUUUAUCUGUGCAAUGGACCCUAACUCUUGUUGAUCCCUGUUUUGAAACAUCAGUUUGUAUGUAGCAUUGGUGCGGCAUUUGCCAUUUUAUAGUUAGAAAGCAGUAAAGUAGCACUUUCGUUAGAGUGCACACAUUUUAAACAAAUACAUUUGUGCUUCAGUUAUUUGAUAGCAUCUGUUUAACAAGUUCAAAAUGAUACGAUUCUGUUGGCAUAGAAAAUAAAUCUUGAUGUCUCGAGAUGUUCUGAUUGACUCAGCUGGGUGAAAUUGUCAGAUUUUUCCUGAUUCAAGUUUUAAAGUGUUGAUACUCCUAAUUCAGAUUAAAAUGAAUGUAAGAUGUUUUCCUUAAAUAAAAAAAAAUGAAGCCUAA
Clupea harengus (Atlantic herring) is the source of this 1054-nucleotide messenger RNA. Its product is annotated as ladderlectin-like. NCBI's taxonomy places the organism in Eukaryota, Metazoa, Chordata, Actinopteri, Clupeiformes, Clupeidae. The record is from RefSeq and is a predicted model, not a curated record.